Priceomyces carsonii is the source of this 768-nucleotide messenger RNA. RefSeq lists its product as uncharacterized. Gene Ontology annotation, biological process: amino acid catabolic process; fatty acid beta-oxidation using acyl-CoA dehydrogenase. The transcript has a single exon. Bases 1 to 768 code for a protein of 255 amino acids. Gene Ontology annotation, molecular function: electron transfer activity. The record is from RefSeq and is a predicted model, not a curated record. Gene Ontology annotation, cellular component: mitochondrion. NCBI's taxonomy places the organism in Eukaryota, Fungi, Ascomycota, Pichiomycetes, Serinales, Debaryomycetaceae.
AUGUCUAGCAAAUUGAAUAUUUUGGUACCUGUGAAAAGGGUAAUUGAUUUUGCCAUUAAACCGAGGAUCAAUAAAGCACACACCGGAGUUGAAACCAAAGGAGUGAAAUUCAGCAUCAAUCCUUUCUGUGAUAUUGCAUUGGAGGAGUCUUUGAGGAUCAGAGAGAGACAUAAGGGUUUAGUUGAGAAAAUACACGCGGUAUCUAUUGGACCGACAAAGUCUCAAGACAUUCUCAGAACGGCAUUAGCCAAAGGUGCCGACACAACUUCUUUGAUUGAAGUCGGAGACCAGGAAGUAGAACCCUUAUCAGUGGCUAAGCUUUUACAGAAGGUUGUGGAGAAGGAAAAAAGCAAUCUUGUAAUUUUGGGUAAACAAGCAAUUGAUGACGAUUUCAAUCAGACAGGUCAAAUGUUGGCUGGUUUGCUUAACUGGCCCCAGGCUACCAAUGCAUCGAAAGUCGAAUUGGAUGGAGAUGUAGUGUCUGUAACAAGAGAGAUAGAUGGAGGAUCUGACACUUUAAAAGCAAAAUUGCCAAUGAUUAUUACAACUGAUUUAAGAUUGAAUGAGCCAAGAUAUGCUUCUUUGCCAAAUAUCAUGAAGGCAAAAAAGAAACCUUUGGAGAAAUUGAAGGCGAGUGACUUAGGUGUUGAGAUUUCGAACAGGUUAGAAACAUUAAAGGUUGAAGAGCCACCUGCUAGAGAGCCAGGUAUAAAAGUAGACUCAGUUGACGAGUUUGUAGCCAAACUAAAGGAGCUUAAAGCAAUCUAA